Molecule: messenger RNA, 1185 nt
Organism: Maudiozyma saulgeensis
Lineage: Eukaryota; Fungi; Ascomycota; Saccharomycetes; Saccharomycetales; Saccharomycetaceae
Source: the annotation of a GenBank genome assembly
AUGGGAUUCUUUAUACCAGAGAGUGCACUAAGUAAUUUGAAACUUUACAGAUACCAGAGUGAAGACCAUUCAUUAUUAUCCAAUGCUUUCCUAAAGGAUUUCUGGAGGAAAGCUGCCCUUAUAUUCCCAGUGUGGAUGGCGCCUAACUUGGUCACUCUCUCUGGGUUAGCAUUUAUUAUUAUCAAUGUGUUGACGGUGCUAUAUUAUGACCCAAAUCUUUCUCAAGAGACACCUCGUUGGACCUAUUACUCCUAUGCCUUAGGCAUGUUUUUAUAUCAGACAUUUGAUGCUUGUGAUGGUAUGCAUGCCCGUCGUACUGGACAAUCAGGCCCACUAGGGGAGUUAUUCGAUCAUUGUAUUGAUUCUAUUAAUACAACCUUAUCACUGUUAUUGUACAUAUCAACUACAGGAAUAGGUUAUAGUUACAUGUUCAUUUUUGCUCAAUUCAGUGUCCUAUGCAACUUUUACUUAAGUACAUGGGAGGAAUACCAUACCCAUAAACUAUUUUUGUCUGAAUUCUGCGGACCUGUUGAAGGUAUUAUAAUGUUAUGUGUGUUAUAUGUCUUAACUGGUAUGUUCGGUCCUCAAGCAAUUUGGCACACCAUUUUGUUUAAGAUUCCAUAUGACGGUAGAUUAAUUGACUUUGAAACUAUACACUUGAUGAAUUCAUUCUCUUCUGUUGCAUUACUAUUUAACAUUUCAGCUGCUACGAAGAAUGUUUCAGAUUAUUACAAGGAACAUGCUGGUUCUGAUUCAACAGAUAAAUCUAAGGUUGAUUCAAAAAUCUCUAAUGCAAUUAAUGGAUUGAUCCCAUUCUUCUUGUUUUUUGCAUCAGUUUUCGUUUUGGUCCUGGUAGAUGAAAGAUUUAUAACAUUACCUUUGAUUUUGAGCAUUGGUUUAAGUAUGGCCUUUGUAGUCGGUAGGAUCAUCGUUGCCCAUUUAACUUUACAAGAAUUCCCUAUUUAUAAUAUUGCAAUGUAUAUACCAUCACUUCAAUUAAUUUGCUUCAUUGUGAUGACUAAGAUACUAGAUUGUGAUACAAACAAAGUUAUAUUUGCGUUAGUAUGGAUGGGGUUAGGUCUUGCUCUUGGAAUCCAUGGUAUGUUUAUCAAUGAUAUCAUCUUUGAAUUCACUCAAUUUUUAGAUGUUUAUGCGUUAACUAUCAAACAUCCAAAGAAAGUAUAA